AUGACGAAAUGCGGAGCCUGCAAACCAAAGACCUGUGUUCCCGAUCAUCGCCUACGGGCUCUGCGGGCUACGAGCACUCCCAGGCGUUUAGGAAAAGGUAAGGAAUUCUGCGGCAACUUUACCAAGACGGUCAUCGCGAACGUGUCUGCGGUUCCGAGCUAUACUAGGGGGACUUGUGCAACAAAAAUCAUCUCAAAAGUUGGCUUAGCAUAUUCUUGCUUGCCCACGACGACGGAAACCGAGCUUAGAUAG
Messenger RNA from Colletotrichum tamarilloi, 252 nucleotides. RefSeq lists its product as uncharacterized. The transcript has a single exon. The record is from RefSeq and is a predicted model, not a curated record. Lineage: Eukaryota; Fungi; Ascomycota; Sordariomycetes; Glomerellales; Glomerellaceae. Bases 1 to 252 code for a protein of 83 amino acids.